This is a messenger RNA of Mauremys mutica (yellowpond turtle), 2816 nucleotides long. RefSeq names its product zinc finger protein 525-like. Lineage: Eukaryota; Metazoa; Chordata; Testudines; Geoemydidae. Gene Ontology annotation, cellular component: transcription regulator complex; PcG protein complex. Bases 1439 to 2401 code for a protein of 320 amino acids. The transcript has 3 exons. Gene Ontology annotation, biological process: regulation of transcription by RNA polymerase II. The record is from RefSeq and is a predicted model, not a curated record. Gene Ontology annotation, molecular function: DNA-binding transcription factor activity, RNA polymerase II-specific; RNA polymerase II cis-regulatory region sequence-specific DNA binding.
GUUGUGCGGUUGGCAGGGGGCUUUGCCUGAAUGUGUGGUGGGAAGGAGAGGGAGCAGGACAUGCAGGGGAGGAGACCAGUAAAUGAAAUUCCUGCUUUAAUGUCAGAAGUUGGGCCUGAGUAGCACCAGUUUUUAAGCUAUAAAAUAUCUGACCACCCCCUGCUCAGUCUGGGCCUGUCUCCUCCCCGGUGUGUCUCUGAACCCCACCUCCCCAGCACCCUCCUCAGUCUGUUUCCCAUCUCCCCCCCCCCCCACAAAUACAUCCCCCUGCGCCCUCUUCAUUCUGCCUCCCAUAUCCCCUGUCUCCUGCCGAUCCCGUCUCAUGUCCUGGGAACCCUUCCAGCUACCUCCCGACAGUCUCCUCAACACCCAAAUCCCUGUGCGCCUUCCUCCAUCUGCCUCCCCAUCCCCCAUGCAUCCAACCCUCAUCUGCUCCCAUGCCCUAACAAGCACAUCCCUCUGUGCCCCCUUUGUCUCCUCCCACACCCUGUGCAACCCCUGUCCAGUCUUUGGCCUACCUCCUACUUCCACCCCCAUAUCCUCCUUCACCCUCCUUGGUAUGCAUCCUAGCUGCUGUUGCAGAUCCACAGGAUCGGUGCUGCCCCCACCCCCAGCUUUUUAACAGUGCCUUGGGGGUUCCCCUUCAGUGGGCCUUACCCUCCCAGGGGUCCCACUCUUGUGCAAGGGGAGGCCACAUGGCCUCACUGCCUCCAAGACCGAGCGUCUGGGCUCCAGCCCUGGUGCUUCACACCGUGAGCUCUGCCCAAUGGGUCCAACUGAGCCAGACUCCUGGUCAGAGACCUGCCUGCUCUGCAGGGCCCAGGAUUAACAGUGACACCCGGCAGCCUUUUCCAAACAGAGCAGAGUUUAUUAGUCUGCUUUAUUCCCAGCACAGGGAAGCCUGGAGAUUAGCAGAGAGAAGGAAAAGUUAAGGUUAAGCCAGAGCCCAUCAUGGCUGAGCCAACCAGGUUCUUCUCCCGCAGGAAUGUUCCUGCUCUCCGGCUGAGAGGGAUGUUCCCAGAUCUUUCUGUGACUGUGCCUGGGGGGCUGUGGCUGGGGCAGCAGGUUCUGAGCGGGCGACUCUUGUUGUUGAUAGAUGCCCUGACCUUCAAAGAGGUGGCUGUGUAUUUCACCGAGGGGGAAUGGGCGCUGUUGGACCUGGGUCAGAGAGCCCUGUACAGGGACGUCAUGCAGGAGAAUUACAGGAACGUGACCUCACUGGAGCAGGUUUUCCAAUUCCCAAGCCCAGCAUGAUCUCCCAGCUGAACCGAGGGGAAGAGCCGUGGGUCCCUGAUCUCCAGGGGUUCCAGGCUAGAGAGAUCCAGAGAAACAUCCCCAGAGGGAAUGACUCCUGCCGGAUUCUCUCUCUGUCCCAGCAGGUGAUGAAAUCUUGAGUGAAAGGAACAAAGAGAAUCCUUGUCUGGAAAGUCCUGAGCAAAUGGAAGCAAAGGGGACAUUGGUGGGAAAGUGUGAAGGGGAUGAUUCCCAGUUUUCUGGGCAGGGAGAAGCCCAAGAAACUCAGUGCAGGCCAGAGGAGCAGCAGGGAAACCCACCAGGGAAGACACUGGGUGAAUCCACUCACAGCGGGGGAGGUUUGGAGGAUUGUAAUGAGGCCACGACCCAGCCGAGAACCUGCCCUAAGGAGAAGUGGUUCGAAUGUGCUGAGUGCGGGAGAAGCUUCAAGUGCAGUUCAAACCUUAUAAGACACCAGAGGGUCCACACAGGCGACAGACCCUACAACUGCCUUGAGUGCAGAAAAAGCUUCAAUUGUAAAUCCCACCUUAUUAGACAUCAGAGAUCUCACACAGGAGAGACCCCCUAUAACUGCCCUGAGUGUGGGAAACAAUUCAAUGACCACUCCAACCUUGUUAGACAUCGGCGAACCCACACAGGAGAGAAACCCUAUAAGUGCACUGACUGCAGGAAAAGCUUCAGGGACAGCUCAGGCCUUCUUGCACAUCAGAGAGUCCACACAGGAGAGAAAUGCCAUAAAUGCCCGGACUGUGGAGAAACCUUCACUCAGCGCUCAUGUGUGACUAGACAUCGGAGGAUUCACACAGGCGAGAGACCCUAUGGAUGCCCCGAUUGUGGAGAAAGCUUCUCUUACUCCUCUGACCUUAUUGUACAUCAGAGAGUUCACACGGGUGAGAAACCCUAUAGCUGCCCUGACUGUGGGAAAAGCUUCAGCCAGAGCCCUAACCUCAUUGUCCACCGGAGAAUCCACACGGGAGAGAGACCCUAUAACUGCCCUGACUGCAGGAAAAGCUUCAGUCAUAAAUCUAACCUCAUUAGACAUCAGCGAACGCACACGGGCGAGUGCCCCUAUGAAUGUUUCGUGUGCGGGAAAAGGUACAAGGCCAAGAUCUCUCUGAUAUUUCAUCUGAAACGCCACAUAGACUAGUGCCAGCCACUUCCCCACCUCUUCCUAUGUCCGUUCCUCCCAUCUCUACAAUUGGGAUAACAACUGUUGCCCGACUCCCAAGGGAGUCAAGUGGCACCACUACUUACAUGUGUGCUCAGUCGCUCGGGACAACACAGGCACCAGGAGAGUAACUUUAUUAGUAUUACUGUAUUGUAUUAAUCUCUGACCCUUCCUGUCUCUCUGUCAUGAGGAGACUUUUACUGAGCCGAAAGGUUUAACUGGAUUUGCUGAUCCCUGUUUUCAGGCAGGGGCUCCGUUCACAUUGUUGCACUGUGAUGUUAUUGAUAUAAUUUGGGACCAUAUAGAACAUGGGUUGCAACCAAGGUCCUGUAGUGGCACCAAAUCUUAGGUAAAGGGGGUCAUAUAAGGUGUAUAAGACCAGGUUAUGGGUUGC